GCUCGCUCUUCCACUGUAUUUUUCUCCCAGAUCCUGUAAUAUAUAUUUUUUAAAACCCUCCUUUCUGAUCUCUUUCCGGCCCAGUGUGUCAGUUUCCUUUCUGGGCGCAGUCCAUAGGAGAGCGGAGCGCAGAGGGUGCACAGCCGAGCCCGAGGGUUGGCAGACGUAUUACCAGCGGAGAAGGCAGCGUGGAAACCGGCUCGGAGAGCAGUGGGGCUCGGCUCGGCUAGGCUCGACUCGUAUCGGCACAGACGGCAGGAUUGUAGCGCUCAUCCGCGUGGAUCGCUGCUGUGGCUGCUUCCAGUUGUUACCGGGAGGAAGACGCAGUAUGGAUUGCGAUGCGUGUGCCGGUGGAGGCGGGCUGCCUUGAGGGGAAAGCGCCGCAUCUGCGGCCAGGGAGACUGCGAUCGGCGAACUGACGCUCACACUUGCUUUCAGCCACGUCGGAAGUUUACACACAUCAGUUGUUUCUUUUCUGUCACUCGCGGUGUCUCUCUUUGGAUUUUUGCUGCUCACUUUUGGAUGUAUUUUUUUUGAACAACCUUAACAUUCCCGUAACGCCAGUUAUCUACUGCACCCGAUGCAACCUUAAAAAAGAGCCGUCUGCGGAUUGAUGUACGGAUUUUCCCAAAAAGUCGCGAGGAUUUAUACAUUCCUAAUUUCUUUUAUAAGGAGCUCCAUUUUCGAUUCCGUUUUUUAUUCUUAGUUUAUGUGUAUUUUUUAAGGAUUCUAUUUCUGGUGCUUCAAUCACUCAGCGUUUUCUUAAUAUAUCCUUAUCUUCUUUUUAACUUGUAUUUUUUUCAGAAGUCGUUCUUCUUUACCUUCGUUCUUUUAGGCAAUAUAAUCACCUAUUAGUAAUUUAUUUUUGUCUUCAUUGUGCGCUUAUUUUAAGAAGCGUGAGAAAAUCCUCCCCUCCCUGUUUUAUUAUUUCAGUCCAACUUUUUUUUCUGUCUCCUUCCGAAUUCACCAAAUGUUUGACAGGGAGACGCUGAAGACAAGCCCACCGUCGGCUCGCUGACCGCAAUCAGCGCCCCACUUUUUUAUUAUUAUUUUAAGGUUCUUUACCCCCAUCAGUCCCAUCCUCUUACCGUCAUGCGGCACCGUUCAAACUAAGCCGUCUUCUAACUGUACCCUUCAACUUUCGGAGCUGGACUGCAGCCAUCACACCUUCGGUUUGUUCCUACGACUCUACCUGGCGCUGUCAUGUUCUGAAGAUGGCCCUCAUCAGACUGGGCACUAAUCUCAACGGGUGUCCAAUGGAACACCCCUCCAAUGGCCCCGCACAGAGUCCAGGCCUGGGGCCCGGCUGCUCACUCAGGAUGUUGGACUGGGGAGAAGCGGGGGGUCGAGUGUUGCGGAGUUUGGACUUGGGCACCGUUAUGAUGCUCUUUCAUCAGAAGAAGUCGCAGCGGCCGGAGCGACGGACUUUCCAAGUGAAACAAGACACGCGGCAGAUCAUCUGGAGCCGCAACGCGGACAAGAUCGAAGGAGAGAUUGACAUCCGUGAAAUCAAGGAGAUCCGACUAGGAAAGAAUUCUCGGGAUUUUGAGCGCUACCCUGAAGAGGCCCGGAAGGUGGAUGCUUCUCUCUGCUUCAUUAUCCUCUAUGGAAUGGAGUUCCGGCUGAAGACUCUGAGUGUUGCCGCAUUCAGUGAAGAGGAGGUGAAUCUCUGGAUUUCUGGUUUGAACUGGUUAGUCAUGGACACCCAAAAGGCCUCAGCCCCCUGCCAGAUUGAAAGGUGGCUACGGAAGCAGUUUGACACCAUGGACAGGAAUCGAGAAGGCAGUGUCACCGUGAAGGACCUAAAGUCAAUGCUGCCACAAGUCAACUACCGAGUACCAAAUAUGCGCUUCCUCCGAGAUAAACUCCAGGAGGUGGAGGCCCGUUCAGAGUUGACCUUCAUUCACUUCACUCAACUUUAUAAGAACCUCAUGUUUGAUGCCCAGAGAGCAAUUAUUGACCAGCUUGAACUCUCCUUCCCGCUCAGGAAUGUGGAUCGGCCCGAGCUGUGCCAGAUAACUCUUUAUGACUUCCAGAAGUUUCUCCAGUUGGAUCAGGAGGAAGGCUGGGCGAGUGACCUGAACAAGGUGCGGGAUUACAUGUGCGUUUACUUGAACGAGACCCAGAGGCAGAGUGCUGAGCCCACCUUGCAGCUGGAUGAGUUCCUCACAUACCUGAUGUCUAAAGAGAACGCCAUUAUGGAUCCUAACAGUGAGCAGCUCAACGUGGAAGACAUGAAGCACCCACUGUCACACUACUGGAUCUCGUCUUCGCACAAUACGUACUUGACGGGGGACCAGUUUUCUAGUGAGUCGUCACUGGAGGCCUACGCCCGUUGCCUUCGGAUUGGAUGCCGCUGCAUUGAGUUGGAUUGUUGGGACGGGCCUGACGAUUUACCAAUCAUCUAUCAUGGGCACACUCUCACAUCCAAGAUUAAGUUCCUAGAUGUGCUUCACGCCAUUAAAGAGCAUGCAUUUGUCACAUCAGAAUAUCCUGUUAUCCUGUCUAUUGAGGACCACUGCAGUGUUGUCCAACAGCGGAACAUGGCCUCUCAUUUCAAGAAAGUCUUUGGAGAUAUGCUGCUGACCAAGCCCGUGGAUAUUAAUGCUGACGAGCUGCCAUCACCAUAUCAGCUGAGGAGAAAAAUCCUUAUUAAGCACAAGAAGCUAAUUGAAGGCAACCUAUACGAGGAGGUAUCUUCAGGAAGCUAUGCUGAAAACGACAUCAGUAACUCCCUCAAGAAUGGAAUCCUGUACCUCGAAGAUCCAAUUGACCACAAUUGGAGCCCACACUACUUUGUCCUUACCAGCAAUAAGAUCUAUUACUCAGAGGAGACAUCUCACUACCAGACUGCUGAUGAGGAAGAAGAGGAGGAACACAAAGAGGAAUUCAACAACAAUGAUUUACACUUCAGUGAAAAGUGGUUCCAUGGCAAACUGGGUGGAGGUCGAGAUGGUCGACAGAUUGCAGAGAAAUUGUUGCAUGAGUAUUGCGGGGACAGUGGUGGCAAAGACGGCACCUUUCUCGUCAGGGAGAGUGAGACCUUUGUUGGAGAUUACACCUUGUCUUUUUGGAGAUCUGGACGGGUUCAGCAUUGCCGAAUUCACUCCCGACAGGAGGCCGGCACCACCAAAUUCUACCUAACUGACAACCUUGUUUUUGACAGCCUAUAUAGCCUUAUCUCCCAUUACCGUGAGGUGCCUCUACGCUGCAAUGAAUUUGAGAUGAGACUUACAGACCCUGUGCCUCAACCGAAUGCCCAUGAGAGCAAAGAGUGGUAUCAUGCAAAUCUGUCCCGCUUGCAGGCAGAGCACAUGCUCAUGAGAGUUCCACGUGAUGGGGCCUUCUUGGUGAGGAAGCGCAGUGAACCCAACUCGUUUGCCAUCUCCUUCAGGGCUGAGGGGAAGAUCAAACACUGUCGAAUCCAACAGGAAGGUCGCCUCUUCAUGCUUGGAAGUUCAGCUGAAUUUGAGAGUCUUGUGGACUUGGUCAGUUACUAUGAGAGGCAUCCAUUGUACCGCAAGAUGAAAUUACGUUACCCCAUCAACGAGGAGACGUUGGAAAGAAUGGGCACUACGGAGCUGGACUAUGGAGCGCUUUAUGAGGUGCGGACGCCACACUUUUAUGUAGAAGCCAACAAGAUGCCAACAGCCAGGGUGUGUCAUAGAAGGAAUGCGGUGAAGUUGCGUCCCCAAGAGGAGACCGAGUGUACGGUCAAGGCGUUAUAUGACUACAGGGCCCAGCGGGAAGAUGAACUCUGCUUUCCCAAACAGGCCAUCAUCACCAAUGUCGACAAGCAAGAGGGUGGCUGGUGGCGUGGUGAUUAUGGAGGUAAAAGGCAACUUUGGUUUCCGGCUAACUAUGUAGAGGAGAUCCCCUCAUCCUCCACCCAAGAGCAAGAUGAAGCAUCAGCAGAGAACAGUCCUCUUGGCAACUUCCUUAAGGGGUUCAUUGAUGUCCCCACCUGUCACAUAGUGGUGCACAAGGAUGGAAAAAGUUCGAGACCCUUUGUCUUCACCAUCCACUCUCAGCAGAUGUCCCAUCCCAUCCAGAUGUUAGACGUAGCUACCGACACACAGGAAGAUCUUAACGACUGGGUGGCAAAGAUCCGUGAGGCUGCGCAGAACGCUGACGCCAGGAUGCAAGAAGGCAAACAGAUGGAACGCAGGAAGAAGAUUGCGCUGGAGCUGUCCGAACUGGUUGUGUACUGUCGGCCUGUGCCUUUUGACGAGGAAAAGAUUGGUACAGAAAAGGCCUGCUACCGGGACAUGUCUUCAUUCCCUGAAACCAAGGCAGAGAAGUACGCCAACCGUAGCAAGGGCAAGAAGUUCCUGCAGUACAAUCGAAGACAGCUGUCCCGUGUUUAUCCCAAGGGUCAACGGCUGGACUCGUCCAAUUAUGACCCCCUUCUUAUGUGGUUGUGUGGAAGUCAGCUGGUUGCCCUCAACUUUCAAACCCCAGAUAAGCCGAUGCAGCUGAACCAGUCUCUGUUUAUGCUGAACGCCCGCACUGGAUACGUCCUGCAGCCUGACAUCAUGAGGGAUGACGUCUUCGACCCAUUUGAUAAAAACACCCUGAAACUGGUGGAGCCCAUCACCAUCCAGCUGCAGAUCUUAGGAGCCCGACACUUGCCCAAGAAUGGCCGGAGCAUUGUGUGCCCCUUCGUGGAAGUGGAAGUAUGUGGAGCGGACUACGAUAACAGCAAGUGCAAGACGGAUGUGGUCGCGGACAAUGGCCUGAACCCGGUGUGGAUGCUGCAGCAGUUUGUCUUCGAUAUCAACAACCCCGAGUUUGUCUUUCUGCGUUUUGUGGUGUAUGAGGAGGACAUGUUCAGUGACCCCAACUUCCUAGCACAGGCCAUCUUCCCAGUCAAAGCACUGAAGACAGGGUACCGUUCUGUGCCCCUGAAAAACAGUUACAAUGAAGACCUGGAAUUGGCGGCACUGCUUGUGCAUGUCGAGAUUGUCAAUGCUAAGGAGGAAGACGAUGAGAACCUGUACUCCUCCAUCCAGCAGCUGCGAGAUCGGACCAGCGAGCUCUCUAGCCAGGUCUCUACUUUUGAAAGGGGCAACUCCUGCGAUCAGCGCUACCAACAACGACUGGAUGAGCUGCGUGCAGCCCAAGAGCAGCUCACGGAGCUGACUGAAGUUCGCAAUCGGAGAUUAAUGGAAAAGAAGAAGCGCGAAAAGUUGCGGCAGCAGAUGGCGACAAAGCGCAGUUGAAGACGGAGUGGCUCUGAUCCCAUGAUUCCCUGGAAGUCCGGGGCCAUCCCGAUAUGACUCAAGGCCUGCGCUCUAGUGGCUUAAAUUGCACAAUCAUGUAUCUAUAAUGUAUAAAGUGAAAAAAAACCAUGAAGAAAACCAAAAAUGUUAACCAGGAAAGAGUAUGUGACAUGUGAAAGAGUUUCACAAUCAAUAAUGCAGCUUUCUGUGCCUUUGCCUACCUUUACUCUAUUUCUGUUUUUACGAAGUAUUAUUUUAUAACCCCCAGUUCAGGGAGUUUGAAUAUUAUUGAGUCAACAAAAGCAAAAAAAAAACUGUUGAAAUGAAAAUGAACUGCAAAGUGUUCCUCAAGAAUGUGGAGUGCCUAAUUAGUUGGGAUACUACCUCCUGUCACCAGCCGAGGGCAAUGUCUCCCAGCAUGUUAGUGCCCUCAUGCAAAAGCAGGCCUUUUUGGUGCAGCACAUCCUCAUUUUUAAUUUUAUGUUUGGUAUACCCCUGGACUGGCUGUUAAGUGAGCACCAAGGGGGUCCGGAUGUUACAGACUGAAUAGGUGCUUUUGGGCCAAGAAGGGUUAGGUCACGUCUUCAGCCACCCAAGGAACUAAAAUGGUGCCCAAUUGCUGCUCUGGUGUGUAUAAAGUUUCACAGACAGUGUCUCUUCUGUUCCUUCCCGUCACCUCUGCCACGUGCAUCCCCCUUACCAUUUAUUUUAUCUUCCCAGGUACCUAGACGCAUGCUGCCUUAUAUCCUGUUGUUCUAAACAGAACACGUUAGCCCCUAAACCCCAAAGUGGGUUUGCACUGCCAGCCGGCACAGCUUUUUCGUGAAGGCUGGUAUUCUGAGCAGGGGCUCUUGUGCCUGUAAGCUGAAGGUGGGCACCAAUCACCAGUGAGUCCAGCAAUUAACAGAGGGAAGUGGGUGGCCUGGGCUGCUUCAACUAAAACCUUUGUCCUGAUUAUACAGGUCCAGAUGCUGGCUGAUCGGCUUCACCCCUUGCUUAUUUUUAUCUUUUUUUUUUUUUUUUUUACACUAAAUGUAUUUCUUAAACUGAUAUAAUUAUGAAUGAAGUUAUGAAUGAGAUUCUUUUUAUAAAUAUCACUUUUCCCAAACAAGUGUAUCAUGAAAGAUAUUAAGUAAUUAAAAACUGACACCUUAAAUACAUGCUUCCAUAGACAAUAGUGUUGGUUAGAAAUUGAAUAAACUAUUAACAGUUUGA
Molecule: messenger RNA, 6437 nt
Organism: Erpetoichthys calabaricus (reedfish)
Lineage: Eukaryota; Metazoa; Chordata; Cladistia; Polypteriformes; Polypteridae
Product: 1-phosphatidylinositol 4,5-bisphosphate phosphodiesterase gamma-1-like
Exons: 33
Coding region: 1215-5222 (1335 amino acids)
Biological process (GO): phosphatidylinositol-mediated signaling; phospholipid catabolic process; positive regulation of epithelial cell migration
Molecular function (GO): phosphatidylinositol-4,5-bisphosphate phospholipase C activity; protein binding; calcium ion binding
Source: RefSeq, a predicted model, not a curated record